Messenger RNA from Dibothriocephalus latus, 393 nucleotides. The record is from the annotation of a GenBank genome assembly. Lineage: Eukaryota; Metazoa; Platyhelminthes; Cestoda; Diphyllobothriidea; Diphyllobothriidae.
CCUCAAGCUAAAAAAUCCAUCAGAACCAAAGUCAACCGCAUGAAAGAGACGACAACCAGCAUACUCGACAUUGUUGAAAACACAGCAUCAUUCUACGAACGCAUGGAGGGGUUAUUCAAGUGGAGGAUUCCGUGGGUCUCCUGGCUGGUGGUGGUGGUCCUCCUAAUUUUCACGGUCCUCUUCUAUUUUGUUCCUCUCAAAAUCAUCCUAAUGGUUUGGGGUCUUAACAAAUUUACGAAGGCGAUUCUGAGACCAAAUGCGAUCAAGCAUAACCAGGUGAUGGAUCUUCUUUCCCGUGUUCCUAAUCUCUUGGAAUCGGACGAAUUAAUUGAGUUUCGUCCGGACGCCUUUAGUCUUUCAGCGGCUAACACACGUGUUAAAGUCAAAAAGUGA